AAAAAAGAAGUUGUUCCUGUGAAUUAUUCUAACCUGUUGAUAUUCCUGUUGUUGGGAAGAUUCUUACUUUCUUGGUGUCUCGAAAAUGAUUCAGAAUUCGAUGACGAGGCUGCUCAUCGAAAAAUCAAUAAUCAAAUGGCUCAGCACUUGCAGACGAGAUUGAAAGCAUCGCUUGAGGAAGCCUAUAAAGAAGGUGAAAUGCAAGGAUCUGAUGACGAGACAGUACCAUAUCGUCUCUGCAGAUGUCUACAACAAUAUAUUCUUCAGGCUCGUGUUGUUACUAUUCCGAAUGGAACGCAUGGGCUUACAGUGACUCAUCCAGAAAUUUUAUCCACGCAUUUAUACGAGUUUUUGUUCAAGAUAAAAGUUUUGCUUUUAAUAGACUGA
Molecule: messenger RNA, 387 nt
Organism: Ambispora gerdemannii
Lineage: Eukaryota; Fungi; Glomeromycota; Glomeromycetes; Archaeosporales; Ambisporaceae
Source: the annotation of a GenBank genome assembly